Messenger RNA from Cutaneotrichosporon oleaginosum, 940 nucleotides. RefSeq lists its product as uncharacterized. The record is from RefSeq and is a predicted model, not a curated record. Gene Ontology annotation, molecular function: cytosine deaminase activity. Gene Ontology annotation, biological process: cytosine metabolic process; pyrimidine-containing compound salvage; cytidine metabolic process. Lineage: Eukaryota; Fungi; Basidiomycota; Tremellomycetes; Trichosporonales; Trichosporonaceae.
CCACCCGACGUCAUGCCGGCCGCGGCAUAUCAUGAACCAUCACUGUCGCCACCUCACGACCUUCCUACCCAUCACACACAAUGUCGGGCAAAGACGAUCUGGACAAGCUGCGCAACUCAUUGGCCUUCCACAUUCCGAAGGAGGGCUCUGGCCGGACCGCCGUCACAAAGGACGACUACCCAAAGUUCAUUGCGGCAGCGAAGGAGCAGGCAGCGAAGGGGAUGAAGGAAGGCGGGCAACCCAUCGGCGCGGUGGUUGUGCACCUCCCCACUGGCCAGAUUCUGGGCCGCGGACACAACCAGCGGCUGCAGCGCGGCAGUCGAGUGCUGCACGCCGAGACAGACGCGCUCGAGAAUGCGACCCUCACGGGCAAGCCAGGAGGCGCGCCGGUCCCCGAUAACAUGAUGGCCGAGUGUGGCAUGUUCACAACUAUGAGUCCGUGUCCGAUGUGCGCGGGUGCGUGUGCCCAGUUCGGCCUCAAGCUUGUCGUCAUGGCAGAGAACGAGACGUGCUCGCAUGGCGAGUUUGUGCUUGCUCAUUUUGGCAUCGAAACGGUCAACCUGAAGGACACCGAAAUGGUUGACACGGUUAACCAGUGGAUUGCAGGACCGGGAGCCAGAACGUGGGGCAACCCAGAACUUGCGGUACCACUCCGUCGCUGGAUUGCUGAAGAGCCCGGAAACCCCAAUGGGUGGGUCCCGUCGUAGUGCGUUGUAGACGUCGUCCGGGGCGACGGGAUGCGAGGCCGUGUGAGACGCCGCGACGCCAAGAUCGUUUAGCUCAGAGUGGGACCAUAGCUUAAAGCGACACCGCCACUCGCCGAAGUACAUGAUACAUGACCACCUGAAGGGCUUACUAAUGGAUCCGAGGAGCGAGCCCUCUGUUGACGCUGAUGAUAAUAAAUACAAUUGACUUUAGUCUGCAUGAUCGCGACGCUUCC